Messenger RNA from Lolium rigidum, 1092 nucleotides. RefSeq lists its product as uncharacterized. Bases 122 to 994 code for a protein of 290 amino acids. The transcript is spliced from 5 exons. The record is from RefSeq and is a predicted model, not a curated record. Lineage: Eukaryota; Viridiplantae; Streptophyta; Magnoliopsida; Poales; Poaceae.
UGGAGCGGGUGAACCAAUUUUGUAAUGCGUGCAUGAAGCAUUAAACUAUUUGUGUUCCACUUUGCUUCAUAAUUCUGAUCUAAUCGAAAUCCAACUUUUUAUCUCCCGUUUCAGGUUUGAGAUGCUCGACACAACUCUCUUGUCGUCUUCAAUUGUUUCUUCAUUGGUGCCCAGGGGUCUGCUUAUAAAAUAUUUUGUCAGAGCUGACAAAUUGGGUUUAUUUCAUACAUAUCCUGAUCGUGGUGGGCCAUUUAAGAGCAUACUGGAAGCUCAGGAAGCCAUUGAUUCAUAUCAUGUUGUUCAACGACAAAUAAUGUGUAUGGAUGGACUUUCCGAUGAGGAGAGGUCUGUGCGGUAUGCUCUUUACUGGCAUCAUACCGGCACAAGAAAGCACUCCAAGGAAGCUUUAGCUGCUAGUGGGACUCUUCACCGUACAGAGGAAUUGGUUAAGGCUUUACUGGACAAACACAACGAAGACAAUGAGCUUGCUGGGGAUCUUGCAUAUCAACUAGAAGAUAUUGUGACCCACAAAUCAUGUUUUGAUGGAAAGGGUUGCAUUUAUAGAUCUUACUCUCAUUUCAAUAUGACCAUGAAGACCAAAGGAGCUGAUGCCAACAAAGAUCUAUAUUUUGCUGAAGUCAUGUGUAUGCGCGGUGAUUAUGAAGCGCAUGUGCUCACCUGUAUCUGCAUGGUUAAACCUGAUGACAAUGGUGAAUGCCACGUGUGUGGUGUUGACAUGAAGCACCCUACUCAUGAUGAAUACAACCAUGGUCGCCCCAAGUUGUUUCGUCGUAUUGGCUGUGAUUCAGUUGGAGAAGAUUUAUUUGAGGAGUUAUUCGCCGUGCGUGAUGAGGCUUGGCUGAAAGCAGAGGAAGCUAGAGUGAGACGCAUGAUCAAGGAAGGGAAAGAGGCUAGACGACACAGGUUGGAGGUGGAAAACAUAGGAGGUGGCCAUGGAAAGAGGAAUACGUACAUAAUACCGGCUAGACGAUAAUGAGUUGAACACGAUCAACUUUUUUUUUAAUAGCUUUCAUGUUCAGAACACCACAGCUUAGAUACAGAGUAAUAACAAGAUGAGCAAGAUAGCUUUCA